Molecule: messenger RNA, 6887 nt
Organism: Lethenteron reissneri (Far Eastern brook lamprey)
Lineage: Eukaryota; Metazoa; Chordata; Hyperoartia; Petromyzontiformes; Petromyzontidae
Product: protein CBFA2T3-like
Biological process (GO): negative regulation of DNA-templated transcription; DNA-templated transcription
Cellular component (GO): nucleus
Molecular function (GO): transcription corepressor activity
Source: RefSeq, a predicted model, not a curated record
GAGAGGAAUUGGCUGUGUGUGGAGAGAGAGAGACGCGAGACGACACACAGAGGAGGAGGCAGAGACAGAUGGUAGUGGCUACGGAGCCGGGAAACCUCUUCCCGUCACCCUCACCGUACCAGCAGACGCGCACACACACAGACACAUACACACAGCGGGCAGCCGUAGUUAGGGGGCAGUGGUAGGGAUUUCGACGCGCUCCGGAUGGAAUAACUCUCGACUCUUGCUACCACGACGGCGGCGGCGGCAGGCGAGCGCACGGCUCAGGUGUGUCCAAGGCGAGGAGGUGGCGAGGAGGUGACGAGGAGGUGACGAGAGAUCAUUGCGGACAGCUCAACAUGUUCUCAGCCGCGAGCGUCGCCCCGGACGGACGCCGCGGAGGCCGCUCCACCCCAGCCUCGCCCGUCGACGUGAAGCCCUCCGCCCGGCUCGCCUCGCCGCCCCCCCCCGCCCUGCACGCGCCGCCCCCCCCCGCCGCGGCCCCCCAAACGGCGCUCGCCGCUCCCCCGCCGGCGGCCGCCGCCCGCGCCUCCGCGGCCUUCCUGCCUCCCCCAGGCCUGCUCCUGAACGGAUCACGACACUCCCCGUCCGGCCCUAACGGAGCUUCGCCUUCAGCAGCGGCCGCCAGCGGCGCCUCCUCGCUCGUCCCCACGUCCCCGCUGGCGCCCGCCUUCAUCACGGCCAGCCUCUCCUCCGCGUCGUCGCUCUCCUCCUCCGCGCCGCUGCUGCUGCCGGCGCCUCCGCAGCUGCCGGCGGCGUGCGGCGCGCGCCAGCUGAGCAAGCUGAAGCGCUUCCUGACGACGCUGCAGCAGUUCGGCUCGGACAUCUCGGCCGAGAUCGGGGAGCGCGUGCGAGCGCUCGUCCUGGCGCUCGUGAACUCCACGAUAUCCAUCGAAGACUUCCACUCGAAGCUGCAGGAGGCGACGAACUUUCCACUCAGACCGUUCGUGAUUCCAUUCCUCAAAGCCAACCUGCCGCUGUUGCAGCGGGAGCUGAUGCUCUGCGCUCGCCUGGCCAAGCAAAGUCCCUCGCAGUACCUGGCGCAGCACGAGCGGCUGCUGCUGGAGGGGGUCCCGCACGGCGGCGGCGGCGGCGGGGAGAGCCACUCGCCGGUCGGCGCCGAGGUCACCGAUGUCACCGUCGGGGAGGUCAACCAGAACGGGAAGCGGCGCGCGAUGGACAAGAUGAAGGGGGCGGCCCUGGAGGGGAUCGUCGCUUCUCCUCCUGACGCGGCGGUGGCGGCGGUGGCGGCGAAGCGUGCCCGCGUGCUCAGCCCCAUACUUCACCGAUUCAGCCCCGGGGCCAACGGCCUCCCCGCCGGCGUCCGUACGCCAACCAGUGGGUUAGAGACGCCGGGCGGCGGUGGCAUCGGCAUCGGCGGCGGUAAUCUCCUUCACCUGGGACACGUCUCAACGACCACCAAUGGGGUUGCAGCUCCGAGCCACCACCACCACCAGCAGCAACAGCAUCAGCAUCAUCAUCAUCCGCAGCAGCAUCUGCAACAACAACAACAACAACUUCAUCAUCAUCAGCAGCAGCAUCAGCAGCAGCAGCAGCAUCACGUGACCUCGCCAGGCGUACCGGGGUCGCCGGCGACGGUGGGCCUGCGGUACGCGGCGGACGAUGCGACGAGGGAGGGCUACGGCGCCCGGCAUCACCACGUCGCCGACGGGAGGGAGAGCGGCUCCGAGAGACGGAGAGCGCUGAUGGGUCUCCACGGAGCUAGGCCUCAGGACGUGGUCGACCACCGGCUGACGGAUCGCGAGUGGUCCGAGGAGUGGAAACACCUGGACAAUCUGCUGAACUGCCUGCUGGACAUGGUGGAGAAGACGCGGCGAGCGCUCACCGUCAUGCGCCGCUGCCAGGAGUCGGACCGCGAGGAGCUGGCGCACUGGGCCCGGCGGUACGGGGACAGCGAGGAACUCCACAAGGACGCGGGCCGCGAACUCGGGGCCCCCCGGUCAUCUCCCGCGUUCGUUCCGGACGAGAUCUGGAGGAAAGCCGAGGAGGCUGUGAACGAGGUGAAGCGCCAGGCGGUGACGGAGCUGCAGAGAGCCAUGGCGGACUCGGAGCGCAAGGCGCACGAGCUGAUCGUGACGGAGCGAGCCAAGAUGGAACGGGUGCUCGCCGACGCCAAGAGGCAGGCGCUUGAGGACGCCGCCUUGAUCGUCCUGCAACAGGACGACUCGACCGAGAGCUGCUGGAACUGCGGGCGCAAGGCGAGCGAGACCUGCAGCGGCUGCAACUCGGCGCGCUACUGCGGCGCGUUCUGCCAGCACAAGGACUGGGAGCGCCACCACCACGUGUGCGGUAUGGCGCAGCACAAGAAGCUGUCCCAACAGCAGCAGCAGCAGCACCACCACCAGCAGCAGCAGCAGCAGCAACAGCAGCAGCAGCAUAUUCCCGAGGCGAUGUCUACGGAACCGCCAUCCCCAAGUAUCUCGCCAGGUCCUGGAGGAGGGUCGCCUGCAAGCGUGGUCAAGAUUCAGUCGGGCACCCCGAGACCGGCCACUCCGGACGACUCGGUCGUGGUCGAGCCAGGGUCCUGCUAAGUCGCCCAUGGAAACUGUUGCCUACUUUUAAGGCCUUGCAUUUUUUUUCGUCAAUUUUAAUUUUUGUUUGGAGUUUUACGACGGUGGAUCGAAUGUUACAGAAGCUUUGCAGUUUUACCCGCUCGCCCUCCCGUCCCUUUGGCGGUUUGCGAUUACUUUACAAUCUGAUCAUUUUAUAAUCUGAUUCUUUUAUGCAUUUGGUGAGGCUCACACCCGCUGAACGCUACGCAGUAAAACAACAAUGACACGUGCGUGAUUCGAGCCGUCGCCCGCCGCUUAUAAAGUAUGCGCGACACUCGAUUUAAAUCGAUGAAAAGCAUUUUUUUUUUAUUAAAGCUAAUUUUUUUUUUUACAUUUAUUGUGGCGUCCAACAGAUUUCUGAUUUAAAAAAAGGGGGUGGCUGGGGAAGUAUUAUUUUGAUAUUCAUAACAAAAAAUAAUUGGUGCAGAAAUCCACCAACCAGGUGGGGGGGGAGGGGUUCAGAAAAAAAAAACAGAAAUAUUUCUGCUGUUUCCGUUUGGACGUCUUCCACAAAACGGUGGUGAAAUGGUGACAACAACAGCAACAACAACAACAACGACAAAACCCCAACGUCGAAAGCAACGAAGGUGUUAAUGGUGGAGUUUUUUUUUUUACUUAAAAAAUAUACGAACGAACGAGAUGGCUUCACCGCAGGGACGCGCGUUUUGCGUUCAAUGGGAGCGGGGGACUUGAUGGCUUAUUUCACCUUUCUACCCGUGGGACGGCAGCAAAGCGAUGGAGACGGGGGGGGGGGGGAAGGGGUGGGGAAGCAUUGAACUGGACCGACAAUCGAUGGUCGCUUCAGAUUGUGGAACUGGCGGAAACAAUUUGGAUUUUGGUCAAGAGCACAAAAGAUCAGACGUGGGGAGGAGGAGGUGGCGGGCGGGCGGGCGGGUGGCAUUGACCGCUCGGAUGACUCUCCGGCCAUUCUCUUCGUACAAAAGCCGACGGGAAAUCGUUUCCUCGCGUUAUUACUUUUUAAACGGCAUCUUAAUUUCGCGAGUUAUUUGUAAGAAGCGCGAUGUUCUGCUGGUCGCGGUGGAAUUUAAGUGUGGCGGCGGAGGUGCUCGUGUUUAUUUAAAGGCUGGCGAUGAGCGGUUUUUGCCGAGGUUUGCUUUCCCUAAAUGUAUAUUCGGUUAUGUUUUAAAACAAGUUUCGACAAACUGCACGUUCACGUGAAUGGUAUUGAUGGCGCGUGAUUUCACGCGUUGUUUUAUUUUUAAGCUUUGUUCACUUGGAGCGCGCGGCUUUUGAUUUUUUUGGUUUUCCGUUGUCAACGGCAAAAGCAAGAGACAAGCAACGGACGAUGUCGGAUGUCGUUCAAAUGUUCUAAAUGCACGCACACGCGAAAAUCUUACGGGUUUUUACUCCCGAACAGCUCGACGGGACAGACAUUACAAUUUGCUACCUGCUCGAUUGUUGCAAGACUGCUCUCGGACUUUCCUCAAUCUGCUUGUUGGAAGGACGUGAACCUCUGUCCCGGACAUGCGCUGCUCGAUGCAACUGAUGUUUUCGGCGUUCUCUCCGGUGCGAUUUUGUGGGGUUGUACUGCGAGCGGUGUUUGGCACGGUGUCCGAAUCGAGUUUGCCGAACAGGCUCCCGCCGGCAUGCGCCGCGAAAUGUCAAGACAGCGGUGCCGAACAGCGCGUAGCGGUACAACCCGAAAGCACGUCGCGAACGAGCGCUGCAGCACAAGGCGCGAAAACCUACGUCGGUCAUGCGUCGUUUGAGCAUUUUCCCACGGACCUACACCUACUAAGGCCAUCCUCUCAACAUGCACAACUUACGAAUGCUAUCUGACAUCUAAACUGAACGUUUUUAUUUUACCAGGUAAGGCCCAAUGAUAGCUCUUUGUCAGAAGUGACCUGGCAACGAAUGAUAGCUCGAGGAAGUGGCUUAUCAGGUGCAAAUUUAUAGCAGCGAAAUACUCUAAACGCGCGAUUCCAAAUGUGAAGGGAAAACCCGGAGGACGAGGAGAAAAAUCCACGCGACCACAGGGAGAGAGAGAGAGACGUACAAACUCCGAAGAUGCAGGCGUCACGGUCGGGAUCGAACCCACGACCUCCUGUACACCAGGCGAUGUAAUCAACAUGCAAGGAAGACGCUUCUUGCCUGAGCGAAAUAACUUGGAAGAAGUGAUGUCUAUGUUACUGCACUGCUGUGAACUUGCUACAUUGUGAAGGGAAAAAAAACAUUUUCAGUGGGAACCUGUUACAUCUGCAUAUUUUUGCUUUCAUUUUACCCUCGUAACCGGGAUGAUGAUGAUGACGACGGCGGUGUACGUGCAUGAUCGUUGGACAAUGAUGUUUUAUUCCAGGCGAUAAAAAUAAAAAACACAUCAAGCGGUAGUCAGCACAGAUUUCACAGGUUCAAUCUCGACCUCAAAAUCCAUUCCGACCUCACCGUGGGGCUGUUACUCUCGUGCGCUAAUAAUCACGCUCUGCGUUUAGGCUCGAGACCCCAAACGUCCCGGCGUUGGGAAAGUGCGGCGCCAAUUCCAGAGGGCCUCGCCGCGGCGUUUCCGCGCGUGGGUCCCCCGUUUGCGGAUGGAGAUUGUUACGAUGAAUUACGUCGGCCGCAUUUAGCCCGAGUGCUCUUCGACGAUCGCGGACCUCAGUAUACGAGCAGGGUUGAUCCGUGUGCCAAACAUGGCAAAUCGACGACGAUGAAUUAAGAAUCUUGGCCUAUGAGCAGCUUUUUCGAUUUAAAGCUUUUCGUGACUGCAGGGAUUCAUCUUCUUGGUUCUUUCGGUAAAGUCACGUAGAAGGAAAAUAAUAAAAUAAUAAAAAUAAAACAUAAUAAAAUAAAUCUCAGACUCUGCCUUCUUGACAGACCUUUUCUCCACCUGAAGACGGCUGCUUGCGUUGUGGCCGAAACGUCGUGAGAAUUAUUUUAUUAUGUUUUAUUUUUAUUAUUUUAUUAUUUUCCUUCUACGUGACUUUACCGAAAGAACCAAGAAGAUGAACUAUGAGCAUCUGUUUAUUUUUUUUUAAACUGGUGAUGUUACCUAUUCGGUGUUCUAUCAUUUUCUGUAUGUGUGUGUGUGCGUGCGUGACUGCUUGUAAAUUGGAGGGAGAAAAAAAUAAUCUGGAAAGCUGGCCACAACUUAGUAAAGGUGUCUACUGUCGACUAAACGCAGGUAAAGGCCGCGAAUGUGGGCAGAUGGUGAGAAAUAAAAUGUCAAGAAGAUUGCAUUACAGUAAAAUUCACGGGUGAACUUUUAUUGUUGUUGUUGUUGAUAGUUAACAGAGGUGAAAUGCACAACCAAUAAUUUUGAAGAACUCUCUGAAAGAUACAGUACCUCUUCUUCAGCCGCCGUGCAGAUUUUCGCGAAAUGCUCUUGGCUCGGGUUUUAUAUGGUGACCGUUCAGUGCUGUGUUACGUGAUUGUGUGUGCGUGUGUUGCCGUGUGUAAGUCCAAUGCUAUUUUACGUGUGAGAUAACAUCAAGUACCUCCUGGAAGAGACGGCAUUUUUAAAACAAACUGGCAUUUCCGGUAGGCCGCCAGUUUUCGAUCUGGUCAUAAUCGUCCGCAGAUUUUUUUUGACGCAGGUUUUUUUUUUAACCUUUCAGAAUCGCGAAUUAAUCUUCAGUUUUUAAAUAGUGGCGGAAAUUCCUUUACGCCUCAACACGCGCGCGUGGCCCGAUUGACUUGUUGGGGAAAUGUUAGUUUCCCGUCUGAUUUUAGGUGGGAAUGUGCCCCAAUGUCUCCGCGAUUAUCUCCUGAGAUGAGGCAGUUGCCAAAGCGAGCCGAUGUAUUUUUUAUUGCUAAUUUCGGCAAAUAUUUGAAAAUGGCUCCUGGGGUUCAAAGUCAAUCUGUAAAAAAAAAAAUAACUAAACAUUCUAACUCUACUUAGCUGUGUAAAUGUAAGUUUUUUUUUUAUGUCAACAAGAAUAAUAAUAUGUAAAAGUCUAUAAGUCCUCAUUAGGGAUACUGUUUACCAUUAAUUGGCCAUGAUUGAAUAUCUGCCUAGUUUCUAAUUAAGAUAUUGGCAUUAAUGUUGUCGGCUAGAUUGCGCUCAAGAUUGUUUUACGAAGGAAAUUGAUUAUUGCGCCGUACAAACGUGUACUCGUGGUUGAUUUGAGUUUUUCAAUUCUGGGCCACUGAUUUACCUCAAUGGGACGUACAUCAACACCUGUCCACACAGAUAGGUAGAGAGAGAGAGGGGGGGGGGACUUUAAUUCCAACCGGUUCUGCCCGAGGUCGGUAACCCUUUCCACGCUCAGCACACAACGCGGCCACUAAUUCCUCUUGCUAUGGCCGUGGCCAGCAGAUACGGGGCCGUCCAUAAAUGACGUCACGCACCUGGGGGGG